Molecule: messenger RNA, 3980 nt
Organism: Mobula hypostoma (lesser devil ray)
Lineage: Eukaryota; Metazoa; Chordata; Chondrichthyes; Myliobatiformes; Myliobatidae
Gene: ttc12
Product: tetratricopeptide repeat domain 12
Exons: 21
Coding region: 656-2818 (720 amino acids)
Biological process (GO): sperm axoneme assembly; axonemal dynein complex assembly
Cellular component (GO): cytoplasm; centrosome
Molecular function (GO): protein binding
Source: RefSeq, a predicted model, not a curated record
UAUAACAAGGCUAUUUAUUUAACUUUUAGGGCUAAACCUGAAAAAAAUUAUUUUUUCAUCAGUUCUGAAAGAUUAACACUAGUUUGUUUCCUCACAGGUGCCGUCUAAUCUGCUGAGGGUUUACAGCAUUUAAGCUUUUAUUUGAAAGUAUUUUGUUGUUGUCCUUUUCUGUACCUCCUCUCCCCCGGUUGUAAAUCCAUCUUGGGCACUAGCCUACAAAGUACUCAGGACAUCUUCAGGGAGCGGUGUCUCAGAAAGACAGCAUCCAUUAUUAAGGACCUCCAGCACCCAGGGAAUGUCCUUUUCUCACUGUUACUAUCAGGUAGGAGAUGCAUUAGUCUGAAAGCACACACUCAGUAACUCAGGAACAGCUUCUUCCCCUCUGCCAUCCCAUUCCUAAAUGGACAUUGAACCCAUGAACACUACCUCACUUUUUAAAAAUUUUUAUUAUUUUGCACUACUUAUUUUAACGUAACUAUUUAAAUAUUUAUGAAAAUAUCUGGUUCAUUGGUACUUGGGGUAACCAGGAGUAAUCGCGUGCCCGUUGCUUAGUGACUGCAUGCCCAAUAGGCGCUGGAAGAACUCCGCGGUGCGUAACAGCGACACGAGCUAUUGGCUGACUGUCUGAGGUAGUUUGGUAGCAGUGUUAGGAGACAUGGCUGGAAAGGUGGACCCGGAGUUGGAGCGGUUUUUGCAGGAGGUGGAUGAGAUCACGGAUCUAGUUGAAGGAAUUAGGUCUGAUGAUCCUGCAGUAAGAGACGAGGCUUUUCAGAAAGCAGAUGAGAAGUUGGUGAAAGACUCUGAACAAUCUGACGUCCUAGAAGGGUGCAGAGUAAAGACGAACCGGACACUGAUCAGCAAAAACCCUUUCUCCAGUGCACCACCCGGAUAUUCCAACCUGCCAGGAAAAUAUGAAAUGCAAGGGAAUGAAGGAAUGAGUCAAGAGAAAUUCUUAUCAAUUCUUGAGAGGGACGCAGAGGAGAGAGGAAAAAGAAGAAAGGAAAGUGAAAAGCUAGCCAAUGCAUUAAAAGAGAAGGGGAAUGCAGCAUUCAAAAAGGAGGACUAUGUUACUGCUGUGCAAUACUACACAGAAGGCCUGGAAAAACUUCGAGAUUUUCAAGUCCUGUACACCAAUCGAGCACAGGCUUACAAUAAACUAGGAAAAUAUGAAGAGGCAAUCACUGAUUGUAAAUGGGCCUUAAAGUGCAAUGAAAAUUGUGUAAAAGCUUAUGUUCAUAUGGCAAAAGCCAACGUAGGUUUAAAGAAGUAUGAGAAGGCUCGAAAGUGUUAUCAGGAGAUAAUCACGAUCGAUCCAAACCUAGAAAAGAUGGUUAAAGAAUAUAUAACUUUACUGGAACUAGACCAAAAAAAGGAACAGCAAGAGAAAAGAGUCAUGGAAGUACUUGAACUGGGGAAUGUGACUACAAAAGCUGCCCGUGAAGCACUAAAGAAAUUAUCCAGUCCCAAUAAGAUCCCCUUUUUCUAUCUUGGUGGUCUGAAGUUUCUGACUGAACUUAUGAAGGAGUGUACUGAGCAGACAUUAUUUAGAAUAAAUGGUGGAUUCAGCAUUAUCAAUGACAAUGUGAUUCUAAGAAGGAGUCUUGUCAAGUCACAGAAGGAACCAUGUGAGGUGGAACUUUGUGUCUCUGUCCUUGCGCUAUGGAAGGCCGUCUGUCAUGAAAACGAGGAAAAUCAGCGAACUCUUAUCACUUCUUCUGAUACAAGUGAACUAGUACUGAAUCUGUUGUUAUGCAAGGAGAGUGAGAUCUAUAAGGAGUGUCUAGCUCUACUGUCUACUUUCCUUUCGACAGAAUAUGGCAGAGAUCUUCUGCUAUGUAAUCUCAAUUUAACCAGAUUUAUGAAGAUUCUGAUAGGAUUCGCUGAUUACUCUGAUGAAGCCAGUGAUAGUGCCAUGAAAAUGCUCACCAACCUAAUUCCAGAGAAAAAGUUUAGGAAACAUAUUCAGGAAGAUUUUGCAACUCAUGUAAUACCGUCAUUUGAAAUUCUCCUGAAAAACUUGAAGUUGGCGAAUAGGCAGAUCCUUCCACAGUGCAUUUCAAUCAUAGGAAACAUCGCGUCUGAUAAGAUCAUUUCAGGGAGAGUAGCAGGAAGAGUUGAGUUUUGGGAGUCUUGUCUAAUUUGCAUUGAUGAGUCUAUAAUGCUAAUUGCCAUGGCCGAGUACAGAGAAAUCCUAUAUACUCUUCUGGGCCUGAUGAUAAACUUAUCGAUGGAACAAUGCACCACCAUUCAGGUAAAAGCUCCAGAUAUUACAGAAAGAUGCAUCUCCCUACUUGCCAGCACGGAUGGAGGGAUUCUAACAAGAGCAGCAGGGCUUCUGAGUCAUGUGCUCCCUCAGUCUGAUGAAGUAGUAGAAACAGCAGUGAAAGCAGGAAUGGUGAAGAAAAUGCUCACAUUUAUAAAAACAGGGGAGAAGACAACCAUACGAUAUGCCGCAAAGAUCUUGGCAAUCUGCAGUACUAGAAGUGAAGAAGCUCGAGAAGAGAUUGUCAAAAGUGAUAAAAAGUUCAGUGUUCUGAUGAAGCUGCUGUCUUUGGAUGAUGAGCAAGUAGUGGGCAAUACUGCUGUGUGCCUUUCGUACUGUUUCGAGAUCCCAGGAGCUGCUGCAUCUCUGCUCAGAACUGACAUUGUCAGAUUGUUGUUAAAACAUGCUGGUGGCGAUGCAAAAGAAAACUCCCUCCAACAGAAUGCUGCGAUUGCCCUAGGUAAACUCUGCUUGGCAGAACCCAGGCAUAAGAUUCAGCUUAGCGAGCUACAUGGAUUGGAAAUUCUGAUGUCCUGCAUGAAGUACAUAAAAUGAGAUAAGAAACCAUAGAAGCUGGAAUCCAGACCAAAAAUUAACUGCUGGAAGAACUGAAUGGGUCAAACAUCUACUACAGAGGCAGAGUAAUGGUCAGCGCUUUGGGUUGAGAGGGAAGACAGCUAGUAUAUAGAAGUGAGAGAGAGAGAUGAUAAAGGUUAUAUACUGGCUCUUUUCCCUCUACUCUCUUAGUCCUAAUGUAAUACCUCAACGUGAAACGCUGAUCAUCCCCAUGAAAUGCUACUAGCCACGGCUUGGAGAUAAAGUAAUCAGUAGUCAUUCCUCGUGUGAAUUACCUGAAGAGAUUUGUCUAAAACAUUUACACAAAAAAUACAACAUUUCAAUUCCACAAUUUCUAAGAAGAAUUUUAAAACUAAUUUAUUUCUGAUAUAUUUUAUCCCAUUUAUUAUAUUCUAGCCCUAUGCUUCAUUCUCUUUCCCUACAGCUGGCUUUAAUGAUAUAUUGAAUUUAUUUGUGCUGUUUAUUUCAAUCUUUCUUGAUAAUUUAAUUCCACAAAUCUCGCUAAAUGUUUAAUGCUAUUUUACCACUUAAGUUAAUCCAUUUAAAAUAAGAUUUACAGUUCCAUCAGAAAGAAAAAAAAAUUAUAUAUUCAGAAUAGCAUGUUAGGAUUUGAAAUACUGUUGAAACGAAGUGCCGAGGUCCAGAUCUGUAUAGAUUAAUGGCCUCUGACUGGUUCUAAGUCCUCUACUCUCAGGAUUUUUUAAGGUUAUAAAGGUUGUGCAUGUGAAGUUGAAUCUUUGUGUUUCUUAGCUUUUACAUAUUGGAAGACAUUUUGCAAACUAUUUGUCAUUUCUUUUGGUUUUCAUCUCAAUUCAAAAGUUGAUAUUUUUCCCUCAGGGGUAACUGUUCAGACAAAAAAAAAUUCUUUGUGUAACUAGCUAAUUCAAUAAAUGUUCUGAAACUAAUUUUAAUUGUUUUUGCUAUUUGAGAUCGUUUGUAUGUGCACAAGUAUAUGGUCUAUAGUUCAUGUUCAAAAAUACCGCAGGUGAUAAAGUGUUCCUCUGCUGUGAUUACUUUAAAAAAAAAAUCGUCACAGUUGUUAUGUAGGCAAACAAGGCCAUUCUUUUUCCUCAGAAAAAUCCCAAAAAAACCAAACAAACAUUAAAUGACCGUUGAUUUUUGGUGAUGACACUGAAAGGAG